Molecule: messenger RNA, 2399 nt
Organism: Ixodes scapularis (black-legged tick)
Lineage: Eukaryota; Metazoa; Arthropoda; Arachnida; Ixodida; Ixodidae
Product: hexosaminidase D
Exons: 2
Coding region: 480-2183 (567 amino acids)
Biological process (GO): carbohydrate metabolic process
Molecular function (GO): hexosaminidase activity
Source: RefSeq, a predicted model, not a curated record
UUUCAUUUUCAUUCAUAUGCGCCUGGAGGACACCGUGCUCGAAAGUGACCGGCAGUCCUACGCAAAUGUGUACCUCUUAAACCAGCGAACUGUGGUUGCACGGCUUUACUCACGUUGCACGUGUUUUCACAAAUUUAAUUCAGGCGGCUUUCUCUCUUCCUUACUUUUUAUUUCCUCCUUGCCGUCUUACCGUCGUCCUGGAACAUCGUCUCCGCGUAGAUGGCGCGGCGCGUCUCUCGUUAGAAAGAAAGAAAAAAAAAAAAAAAAAAGGGAAAAAAAGCAAAGAUUUUUCUUACCGGAGGUGGACACGGGGACUACGUCACUACAUAACCCUGCAAGUUUUAUCCGCAUUAAUGCUGCAGCCUGGAUUUAAUCGGUUUUAACAGUUUUCCGCCUGUCGUGUCCUAGUCAACGGAUGUCCCCUUCAUCUUAGAAGUCAUCGUUCACCGCACAGCAGUGCUUCGCCGUCGUCUUCAAUAAUGACGUUAACAUGGGGGAAGCCGAUCCUGCUUUUUGGAGUGCUUCUGGUGGUCAUCCUUGUGGUGUUGCUCCAGUAUAGCUCGCUGGGCACCACCAACGUCCGCCCGGAGACUCUGCUUGCCUCUCCCAUCGGUAUGGCUGCUCCUGUUCCUGCGGAGCUGCAGUGGGCUGGCCAGCAGCAGAGGCCUGCUCCUGAACCAAAGCCCCAGCUCCCGGCUGGGGCCCAUUCCAAGGCAUAUGUGCCCGAGCUACGCUUUGUUCACCUUGACCUCAAGGGCGCACCACCGAAGGUGGCCUACAUGAAGCAACUGUUUCCACUGCUCCGGGAAGCUGGUGCCAACGGGCUUCUGCUGGAGUAUGAGGACAUGUUCCCUUACCACGGCUCACUGGAGCCAAUCCGCGCCAAGAAUGCUUACACCAAGGCAGAGAUUGGCGAGAUUCUGGCUGCAGCCAAGGAGAACAGCUUGGAAGUGAUACCACUGGUACAGACUUUUGGACACCUGGAGUUUGUGCUCAAGCUGCCCGAGUUUAGGCAUGUGCGCGAGAUAGACGAGCACCCGACAGCCCUGUGCCCUUCGCGCAACGAGAGCUUUGUGGUUGUGAGCACCAUUGUGGAUCAGGUGCUGGAACUGCAUCCCAAGGCUAAGUGGCUGCACAUUGGUUGUGAUGAGGUGUUCCAUAUGGGCUAUUGCUCACGUUGCAGCCAUCGGGACAGGGAGGACCUGUUUCUAAGCCACGUGCAGCGGGUGGCACGGCAUGUGCGGGAGCGGCACGGCCGUCUGCCUAUCAUCUGGGACGACAUGCUGCGCCAAAUCAGUGCCGAGAAACUAAAGCCCCUGGGCAAGUUGGUCGAGCCCAUGGUGUGGUCGUACGUGAAGGACGUCUACCGCUUCAUUAGCUACAACAACUGGGGCACGUACAGCGAAGCAUUCGAGUCCAUUUGGGCAGCCAGCGCAUUUAAGGGUGCCUUUGGAGAGACCCUGACAGUGCCUAAUGCCCGCAUGCACCUGGAGAACAAUGAAGGGUGGCUAGAGGUCAUGUCUGAGCAGCAUGCCAAGUUCCCUCGCUUCCGAGGCAUAGUGAUAACUGGCUGGCAACGCUACGACCACUUUGCCACACUGUGCGAGCUGCUGCCUGCUGGUUUGCCUUCGCUCAUCCUCAACCUACUGGUGCUAACCAACGGGGCUUACAGCAGCGAUCUCCAGGGAAGGUAUCACAGCCUUCUAAAGUGCACCCACUCGCGUUCUCCUAUGGACCUUCAGAGCGACCCCUUUCUCUGGCAGAAGGGAUACGGAUGUUUCUUUCCGGGCUCUGCCGUGUUUCGGCUCACCCAGACGCACAGUGAGACAGUGAAGAAGGCCCAAGACUACAUCCACGAUGUGACGAUCGGCAAGGCUUGGGUCACCGACUACAAUGUGCGUCGCAACCUGACGCUACCCAGCAGAGUGGACCAAGUCCUGGAAGACCACUCGUCGACACUGUACAGCCUUACAUCACUGGUGCACCAGGCACGCGAUGUGCUACGCGAAGUCUUUGACGAGUACACCGUGGCCGAGUGGAUCGAGCAGAACAUCUAUCCGUUGGUGCUGCGCCUAGAGAGGCUCUGGAACGAGGCACUGGCGAUCAAGAAGCCUCGCGUGUGGCCCGUGCGGCCGCUCGAACCCCUAGCCGACCUACGCCGCUUCAACAUUGGGGGCGUGUGACCAACGCUCAGGACUCUGGGCACGUGUGGGGGGGCAGACAGAGACUGGGGAGGACUUCCUUUUCUUAGACAGUGGGUUUUUAGCAGGUCAUUGCAUCAUACCUACUGUAAGCAUCUUCACUCUUGUUAAUACAUGGCCAGCUGUUCCUGGCCCUCUCUGUAAUGUGCUCCAUGUUUGUGUUCACCGAGUGUCUGUCAAUAAAGCCUUUUUAAUUUA